Arctia plantaginis is the source of this 2319-nucleotide messenger RNA. NCBI's taxonomy places the organism in Eukaryota, Metazoa, Arthropoda, Insecta, Lepidoptera, Erebidae. The record is from the annotation of a GenBank genome assembly.
AUGGCAAAAAGGAUUGUAGAGCCUUUUCGAAUUAAAAUGGUUGAGAACAUUAGAAUUCCAACGAGAGAAGAACGUGAGGCAGAAUUAGAAAAAGCUAGUUACAACCUUUUCUUAUUACCAAGUAGUGCAGUGUACAUUGAUUUGCUAACAGAUUCCGGUACUAAUGCCAUGAGUGACCAUCAAUGGGCUGCUCUAAUCAGAGGAGAUGAAUCUUAUGCUGGCUCUAGGAAUUAUUAUGACUUAAGAAAUAAAGUGAAAGAGUUAUUUGAUUAUAACUUUGUGAUACCUACACACCAAGGACGAGGAGCAGAAAACGUUAUGUUUCCAGCUUUAUUGAAAUACAAACAACAGACGUAUAAUGUCGAAAAUCCAGUAUUUAUUUCCAACUUUCAUUUUGAUACAACAGCUGCUCAUGUCGAACUAAACGGUGGCAAGGCGAUUAACGUCAUCACAAAGAAAGCAUUAGAUUUUGAAACCUAUUAUGAUUGGAAAGGUAAUUUUAAUAUUGACGCAUUAAAAGAUAAAAUAGCAGAAUAUGGUGCACAUAACGUUGUUGCUAUUGUAUCCACCGUCACUUGUAACAGUUCAGGCGGACAACCAGUGUCCAUGAGUAACCUAAAAGAAGUUUACGAGGUAGCCAAUAGACACAAUAUAUUUGUUGUAAUGGAUUCGGCACGUUUCUGUGAGAAUGCAUACUUUAUUAAAAAGCGUGACCCAAUGUAUAAAAAAACCAGUGUAAAGAAAAUUAUACUAGAGAUGUUUAAAUACGCUGAUGGAUUAACUAUGUCUGCGAAAAAAGAUCCACUUUUGAAUAACGGGGGCAUGAUUUGUAUUAAAAAUAAUGAAAUAUUGUUCCAAUAUGCCGUACAACGCUGUAUUCCAAUGGAAGGAUUUAUUACUUAUGGGGGGUUAGCAGGACGUGAUAUGGCUGCAAUGGUAAGAGGACUUGAAGAAGGUACUCAAGAGGAUUACCUUCGUUACCGAAUUGGUCAAGUUGAAUAUCUGGGAGACAGAUUAAGGGAAGGCGGCAUCCCGAUCCAAUAUCCUACUGGCGGUCAUGCAGUCUUUAUUAACUGUGCGAAGUUAGUGCCACAUAUCCCUCCCUAUCAAUUCCCCGCUCAGGUUGUAGCUAAUGCGCUUUACUUAGAAUCAGGUGUGCGAGGUGUUGAAAUUGGUUCAUUACUGCUAGGAAGAGAUCCAAUAACCAACAAGCAGAAACACUGCAGUAUGGAAUUUUUGCGCUUAGCAAUUGCUCGUCGGGUAUAUACUAAUGAUCACAUGGAUUAUAUCGCCGACGCGCUAAUUCGUCUUAAAGAUAAAUUCUUAACAUUGACCGGUUUGAAUUUAGAAUAUGAACCCCCAGUGUUAAGACACUUUACGGCAAGAUUAAAACCUAUUAAAACCAUAAAGAAAAUUGUGAUGCCUGCAGCAGUGCCACCCGUCGAAAAUGGCGCUCCUAGCAGCGAACUCGAACAGCUCCAGCUACGCGCUGGACAGGUUACCGAUGAGUCUUUGGAGUCCACGCGGCGUAUGAUGCAACUAUGUGAAGAGAGCAAGGAGGCCGGCAUUCGUACUCUGGUCGCUCUAGACGACCAGGGAGUGUGUGUUAGCGGCGAGCUGCUACGGUCGCCGCGCGCGCACGCCGCCGUCCCUGUUGCGGUACGGUACGAUGCGGGCGCGGCGGCCGCGCGCUUGCCCGCACGCCGCGCACGCACGCCGCCCGUCGCCUCCACCGUAGCGCGAAUGCUCUCGCGACACGCCACGCUCGCCGCACUCGCCGCUGCUCACGCGCACCGCACGCGCGCGCGUCUCAGUCACGAGGUGGGCAUGAAAACCCUGGUCAUGCUGGAUGAACAGGGCGAGCAAUUGGAUAGAGUCGAGGAAGGCAUGGACCAGAUCAAUGCUGAUAUGCGCGAAGCUGAGAAGAAUCUUUCGGGUAUGGAGAAAUGUUGCGGCAUUUGUGUCCUGCCGUGCAACAAGGGUGCAUCAUUCAAGGAAGACGACGGGACGUGGAAGGGCAACGAUGACGGUAAAGUGGUGAAUAACCAACCCCAGAGAGUAAUGGACGAACGCAACGGUAUAGGUCCACAAGCUGGAUACAUAGGAAGGAUAACAAAUGACGCUCGCGAAGAUGAAAUGGAAGAGAAUAUGGGACAGGUGAACACUAUGAUCGGUAAUCUUCGCAACAUGGCACUCGACAUGGGCUCCGAGCUGGAGAACCAGAACCGCCAAAUCGACCGCAUCAACCGCAAGGGUGAGAGCAACGAAACGCGUAUAGCGGUGGCGAACCAGCGAGCCAACAAACUUCUCAAAUCUUAA